GAUAUUGUCAAGUUCAGAGUGGCCUACAUCCUUCAGAUCUAUGCAGCUUUUUAUCUCCAUACUCUCUUCAGCAGGGAUAACUUAGAACAGAAUAUCAAGCAAGAAGAAGUGAGCGAAGAGCAGAAAAAGGAAGCUUUCCGGCAUCUCGGUUUUAACAUCAUCGCAAUAUUAUUUGUGACGUUAUUGCUUUUAAACAGCGUAUUUCCAGGUGCAGCAGAACGCAUACUCCGAAAGGCUGUAACAACAGGUGACGUCCCCGAAGCUGACAUAUCAAACAGCUUAUUGGUCCUAUUCAUGUCGUUUAAUGACUCACCAGAAGAACUCCAUAGACUUCAUACGGAGGCCUACGAAGUCUUAAGCCUGUGGGAUGAUAUGUUACUGGAAGGCAGAAAUAUUGUUAAAGGAAUCGUUUGCGAAGCAGAUGCGAACGCUGUCGAGCAGCCAGUAUCAAACCAUCAAAAUGGGAAUAGUGGCAAGGAGCCUUCCGUUCCAGCCGCCAAUCAUGACGAGUCCGUAAACAGCAGUACCCCACACUUUGCUUGA
Molecule: messenger RNA, 543 nt
Organism: Cylicostephanus goldi
Lineage: Eukaryota; Metazoa; Nematoda; Chromadorea; Rhabditida; Strongylidae
Source: the annotation of a GenBank genome assembly